Phodopus roborovskii (desert hamster) is the source of this 3870-nucleotide messenger RNA. It is a transcript of the gene Faap100, whose product is annotated as FA core complex associated protein 100. Gene Ontology annotation, cellular component: nucleoplasm; Fanconi anaemia nuclear complex. The transcript is spliced from 10 exons. NCBI's taxonomy places the organism in Eukaryota, Metazoa, Chordata, Mammalia, Rodentia, Cricetidae. Gene Ontology annotation, biological process: interstrand cross-link repair. The record is from RefSeq and is a predicted model, not a curated record. The coding region runs from base 41 to 2689 and encodes 882 amino acids.
GCCGCCUCUCGAGGCUGAGCCCUGGCCCGGCGCCCGCACCAUGGCGGGCGCUGCCUCUGCGUCCCGCGUGCAGUACCUGUCCGACUUCUGCUGCCCGCUCGGAGGCCGCGCGGGGGCCAAGCCGCGUGUGCUGCGUCACGAGGCGGAGGUCUUCCUGUCCACCGGGCGCGAGUUCGUCUAUGUGUACGACCAGGAGGGCGGGGUGCUGACGGCGGUGUACCAGUUUCCCGACCAGGUGUGGCACCUGCAGCUCCUGGCGAUCCGCAGGGCACUCUACGUCCUGUGCGCCCGGACCGGCAUCUACUGUCUGUCGUUGGACUCCCGGGACAGGUCUGUGAUCCAGGCCUGCGAGGACAAAGAGGAUGAGGCCAACCCUUCCCCUGUGAUCCGUGUGGACCCAGACGCCUGUGUCCUCCCAGAUGCUGCACUCUGUGCCUUCACGGUGCUCGAUGACAUGCUGGUCACCCUGGUACAGGGCCCCACCCAGUGGAAGAUGCAGCUGUUUGAGCGCCCCUGUCCAGGGGAGGAGCCUCGGCCUGGAGGCCAGAUCGGUGAGGUGGAGCUGUCCACAUGCACCCCUCCAGGCGGGGUGCCAGGGAAGCCCGCAGCCCCCUGCUUCCUGCCAGUGCUUAGCUGCGCCUUCCCACCAGACUCCAAAGCACCUCACGGUCACCCCCAGGGCUGUGGCUGCUUCACGCUAGAGGAGGCUCUCUUCGGUCUACUCUUUGGAGCCGAUGCCACCCUUAUGCAGUCCCCUGUGAUCCUCUGCGGUCUCCCCGAUGGCCAGCUUUGCUGCGUGGUCCUGAAGGCCUUGGUUACUUGUGGGUUAGCCCCUGGUGACCCAAAGGUCCUAGUCAAGAUCCUCCAUCACCUGGAGGAGCCCGUGGUCUUCAUUGGGGCCGUGAGGGCGGAGCCCGACGCUGAGGAGGAGGAGGCAAGAGAGCCCCCGCCUGAGGAGAAUGUGCACUCUGACUGCCUGGUAGCCCUUGGCCACCAAGGCCGGACACUGGCCAUCAAGGCCGGCUGGAGUGAGUCAGGGAACCUGGUGCCAGAGCUUCGUGAGUACUGCCUCCCGGGGCCCGUGCUCUGUGCUGCCUGUGGCGGGGAUGGCCACCUGUACCACAGCACCCCGUCGAACCUCUGCAUGGUAGACUUGACCCGGAGAGACACUCCCUGGAACCCUGAGAAACCAGAUGGGGCCGUCGGAGGUCUGCCCUCCAUGCUGUGCCCAGCCAGUCUGAAUAUGUGCAGUGUCGUCACUCUCCAUGUGUCAUCAGGGGCAUCGACAGGUGGCACCGAGCUCCUGGCCCUGUCUUCUAAAGGGCGCCUGAUCGCCUGCAGCCUGGACUUGAACUCAGAGGUGCCUGUGCCUCCCAAAAUGACUAUGGCAAAUGCGGGCCAGAAAAUCAAGGAGCUGCUCUUGGACAUCGGCGAUGUCUCUGAGAGAGUGUCCUUCCUGAAGAAAGCUGUUGACCAGCGCAACAAGGCCAUAACAAGCCUCAACGAGGCCAUGAAUGUGAGCUGUGCCCUGCUGUCCAGCCAGGAGGGAGUCCGGCCCAUCUCAUGUACCAUCGCUACCUCCUGGAGCCGCCUGGAGUUGGGAGACAUGCUGAUGGCCACCUGUACACUAGAGAACAGUAGCAGCUUCACCCUCGACCAGGGCUGGACCUUGUGUAUUCAGGUGCUUACUAGUUCCUCUGCCUUAGACCUGGAUGGGGCUGGCUCAACUUUUACCUACACCAUUCCGGUGGACAGACUUGGCCCCGGCAGUCGGCGCGAAGUGACAUUGCCCCUGGGCCCUAGUGAGAGUGGCAUGCUGGACCUGCCGGUGACCGUGUCCUGCUGGCUCUUCUACAGCCUCAGGGAGGUGGUGGGUGGGGCCCUGGCCCCCUCCGACCCUCUAGAGGUGCCCUGUCUGGAGAAGCUCCCUCUCAACCUCCCUGAGCAGGAGGGCGUCUGCCUGCCCCUGAGCAAGCGCACAGUUGACAUGUUGCAGUGUCUGCGCUUCCCCGGUGUGGCCUCACAACCCGCACAGGCGCCCUGCGUGCCUGGCCCUGCCUGCGAGCCUGUGGAAACCUUCCUGAAGACCUGCCAAGGCCCUGGCAGUGAGCCAACUGGCGCCGCCUCCCUUCGGGCCAAGUACCUGCCUCCGUCCACGGCGUCCAUCAGAGUAUCAGCCGUGCUUCUCAGAACUGCCCUGGAGGGUAGUCACUCAGGUCACCGCCUGUGCAGCGCCACCCUGCAGUGGCUGCUUGCUGAGAACGCUGCUGUGGCUGUUGUGAGGGCCCAGAAACUGUCCUGCAUCCAGGGCAUAGCCCCGGAUGGCACUGAUGUCAACCUCAUCGUCCAUGAGGUAGCUGUGACCGAUUUGAGCCCCGCAGGGCCCAUCCAGGCUGUGGAGAUCCAAGUGGAGAGCUCCUCUCUGGCCAACAUGUGUAGGGCACACCAUGCCAUCAUCAGACGGAUACAGACUAUGGUCACAGAGCAAGCUGCUCAAGGCUCCAGCCCACCUGACCUCCGAAUGCAGUAUCUACACCAGAUCCAUGCCAACCACCAGGAACUGCUUCGCGAGGUGCAGACGCUGCGUGACCAGCUGUGCACGGAGGAUGAAGUCAGGUCCUACUCCACAGCCCAGAAGCUCCUGCAGGUUUACAAACAGCUACGCAACCCUAGCCUUGUCCUGCUGUGACCAGCUGCUGGCCGGCUUCUCCUCACCGCGGGGCACACUCCAGGAUGAGUUCCCGGGGCUUGCCUGGCAGUACCCCUCCACCGCAGCCUCUGCAGCCCUAGUGGAAAGUAUCUCUGCCCAAGUACCCGGGCCGUGGAGACACGGGGUUUCUGGGGUUCAGACUUGUGGGUGCGGGACUGUUCUGCCGCCAACCCUGCCGCGCCCCAGGAGCACUGGCUGCCCCUCUGGAGCCACCAGGUGGUAGAAUGCCCGCUGCAACCAAAGCACAAAGACCACGGGAGGGCUCCCACCGAUGCUGGUGGCCUGAGCUGCCUCCCCACCCCCACCCCCGGGUCCCCAUGCUGUCCCCACUAUGCGAGGAGAGCAUGUCUGUGAGGUGCUGUGCUGUGCGACAAGCUGCCCUUUUCAUGGCGUCCCAGGUGUCAGCCAGUGUUUACUCAGUUCCGUCCCCACCUUCUUCAAAGUCUGCCGUGCUCUGUGCCCUUGGGUGGGCGGCCCUUCCCCACUUCCCCUUGGCCCCGACAAAAGGACAUUCUCACAGCGCCCAGCUACCUCCACCAGGGCUCACCUCACAGGGCAUUUACACGGGAGUCUGUCCAUCCUGCAGGACAGAGUUCUCCUCGGAGGCAGUUAGGAGACAGAAAGGCCUCUCUUGGCAGCCUGGAGUCCACAAGCCUGGUUUUUGUAGCAAGGUGCUGAUUGCCAGGGCUGCUGGCGCACCUUGACUGCUGGCCUGCUAAGAGCCCUGUCCACAGCCUUGUCCUGAUUGGAAGCCUCGAGCUGCGGCGUGUAGUGUAUAUGACUGUCUCCGAGCAAGUUGGAAAGGCUGGGUCAGUCCACAGGACAGCAGGCCUGCCUGGGAGCGCAGAGGGGUCUCCCGGCUGAACUGACUUCUGUCUCUGUCACAGAUGACUUUUUCUAGUGUCCCCUACUUGCCGUUAUAGUCCACAGAAAUUGCAGGGUUUGUCUUUAGCCUGAGCUCCAGCAGGCCUUGGGAGCCACCGGGGCGCAUGUCAUCUGGGACUGCUGGCACUUCAUCAGCCUUGCUGGGCAGCUGGGCGCAGGCCCCACAUCUGGGCUUGGCCGGUCAUCCUUGGCACUGGCGGGAUUAGUAGGGCCCGGCACCAGGCUCAGAUGGCUGCCAGAGCUGAAGAAAUGCCAGGCUCAGCUGGAGAGCCUCA